CAGCCCAAUUCCUGUUUGAGCUCACUGCUGAGAGUCUGCAGCCAUCCUUCACUGCAUGACAGCCUCUGCUACUCGGCUCUGCACAAACUUUUCAAAAGGAAAUUGCUUUCUUGUUGCACACACACACAGAGCCCCCGACUACACUGUACACCGGUCCUUGAUCUGAUCUGGUGACCCAAAUUUCAUCUGAAAAAGAGUUUCUUACACAAGCUGUUCCUAAACUCUGUCAUCUUUCUUGAAGAUUACGGUUAUUGAAAGACUAUACACACAUAUAUCGUACAUCACUAUAUUCACACAAUGAGCAGGCUUGCGUACCCGAGCAAAAGCUUGAACCGCAAUUACAGUAUAGAUGACCUGGUCCUCUCUGCGGACAUCUCCUCAAGAGCUACAUACUGCUACAUUCUCCUGGCACUGGCUGGUUUGACAGCCAGCAUCUUCAUCCUAAUAACCUUCAUCAGAGGCUGCAAAGGAAGAAAGAGCCUGACCAAGGUGGACACCUUCUUCUUUGCCCUUUCCCUCACCGACCUGUAUCUAAUACUCUGCUCCGUCUCUGUAAUCGCAUGCAGACCCAGCUACUUUGAGACCACCAGUCUGAACUGUGCGGUAUUGUCGUUUUUCUUCAACAUCAGCUACUUCAACUCUCAGUUUCUCCAAGUGGCCAUGCUGUUCUUCUUGACGUUCGAGGAGAACCGCCCCAGCGUAGCUCUGCUGAUAAAAGCGCUGGACAACGCUCUGGCCUGCGUCGGCCUCACAGCCCUCGGCGCCCUCCUCGGUUCAGUCUUCACAACGGCACUGCUGGAGACGGGCCAGCAGCUCAAUGAGUCCCUCUACUGCCAGCUGGACCCCCUGCAAGCUGGACCCCGGUACGACAUUGCCAAGUUCAUUGUGGGGAUAGCGCUUCCCUGCCUCCUCCUGACGCUCCUCCUCGUCAAGUGCCUCCUCCUUUGGAAAAAGUCAGAAACCGGAAUGGGUUUGGCGGCCAAGCUCAAGGCUUGUUCUGCGUUCGUAGCUGUGGCCUCGGUGACGCUCGUCUGCAGGAUCUUUUACAACGCCGUCCUGCUCCACAGAACCUCCCUCAAGUACGGGCUGGGCAGCUUCUCUCCGCAGCAGGAGGCCCUGUGCAACGUGGCGGAGCUGGUGAUGUUCUCAGGUAGCUGCCUCAGCUUGGUGCUCAUCGUCUCUCUUCAUAAACCGUGCCGGGAAGGCAUGGUAAAAACUCUGAAGAGCCUGAAAGACCCCUGCAGUAGAAUCGGCAGGGACGAGACUCACAGGAAUAUCAUGACGCCCACCACAGAGAUCGCAGAGCAAAAAGAGGACACUGUGUCGCUGCACACCAAGAACCAGGGAGAGGCGCCCGGGGCAACCGACAGCUGCUGAUGAGCGGGCAGAGGAAAAGCAGAGAGCCGCUGGCAUCGACAGGAGUGCCCAUACUCACCGACAGACCUUGACUGCAAGAACUUAAUUAAAAAAUAUAUAUUUUUCACCCUUUUUUACUUUACUUUUUAAAAGCUGUACAGUACUGCUUGGCAGAACCCUGUUCAGAAUGGUAAUCUAGUCUCAGUAAUGACACAUAAUCGGAUAAUCUGUACUGCAAUAAAAAUACCUUGUCCUCGCCACUGUUUUUUUUUUUUAAUCUUUUUAAGAUAUGAAUGUUUUGUAUAGUUGUCAUAGCAUUAUGACAACGACUGGCUUCUACAGCUGCUACAUAAUGAUUCACCCCCCUUUUUGAAGCCCCAAAGAGCCAUCUGGCAGAGUAGAGGCCCUAGCUACUAAGACACUUGUUUUAAGCGGUCAUAUUUGGCAGUUCACUAAUAAUGCCAUUUUUCAUAUCGACAGACAACCUGGCGCUAAUAUCACAAAGGAACAUUAGUAGGUCAGGCAGCAUUCUCAACAGCUGAGCCUUUUAGCUAAGAAGCCACCAGCAGAUUAAAACUCCCUUUGUCUUCAGAGAAUCAAUCAUCAAGAAGAUAUGUUAUCAAAAUCGGAGAGACGGCUUCUUUUGCUUUGUGGAGCUGGAAUUGAACAGAUAUCUCAGGGUCCCUGUGCAGCUCCUCGUUGUUUAAACAGGAGCAGGGUUCUGGGGUCGGAACUCGGGAUCUCAUUACAGUUUAAAAGAUUUUGUGCUUUCAGAGGUUUUUAAUGUAGUAGCUGCUGCCUGUAGCCUUUCUUGUUAUGUAUUAUUACUGCGUGUUUUUACAUUCCCCAAAUUAACAUCCAGUCUCAAUUCUGAUUACCCGACAUUAGAAAUCUGUUUCGGGAUAUUUAUCACUGGCUUUCCAUAUGCACUGUGAUAACAAAUUGGAUAGGUGUAUAAUCUCAUCAAGAAAUCCGCUUUCAACUCUGUCCAAGUGGCAGAAAGAAAUAAAGGCAUGUUCGCCAAGUUUUAAGCAGGCAGACCCCAAAUAACCUGUUUGCACGGCAGUGGGCUUGUGUAAUCAUCCACAGGGAAGGAAAGACGACAACACAGCAGCUUUGCCCAUUUCCAGGUUUUAAGACAAGCUUUAUCAGCCUGCGCUGAUCAAGUGUGUUUUAUUAAUCUCAUAGUAAAACCAGGAAUAGAUCAAACUGCUGUGCAAUUGGGGUCUCAUUUCCAUCCCCGAUCUAGAACUAUUAAAACACUCAAUAGCGUGCCAAAUUUAUAAAUAGUAAAAAAAACGGAAUUAAUUCAAAAUGAGAAGCAUUUCAACAACAAGACGUUGAGAAAGACAGACGAAGCGUUCCUCAUUGAAUGUUUUACAAUGAUGUAACCAUAAUCAACGUUCCUGGAACUCAGGCAGUAGGUCACACAGUCGGCGCCGCGAACACUCGACCAGCUGUGGGCUGCUGAAGUUUAUACUGUUCCAGACAAGGGCCAGGACAGGUUGUGGACCAAAAACAUUAUUUAAAAUAAAACAACUUCAGUUGUCUUCUGAAGUUCUGGAAGGUGUUGAGGUACCUGGGGAACUGCUCAACGUUAACACUGCAAGGAUAAUGAAGGGUUAAACCAACAAUAUGAGAUAUGCAAGACAGGCAUUUUCUCUCCUUCACACAGAAAUGCACACAUAUUUUAGUUUCCUUACAACACAGAUGGCCAACAUAGCACGUGGUGUACCCCCAUUGCAAGUGAACACAAAACAUAAAGCAGUCUGCAGACUUCUCCUUGUGUUUACAGGAUAAACACAGAUUAUAUCUGGACUAAAAUUUUACUUAAAUAAGAAACCUAAUUUCCAAGUAUCUAUGGGUGUAAACACGUAAAUAAAAGGUGUGUUGACAUGUUAAUAAAAGACAACUGGCCAAUCCAAGAAAAUGGCAGUCAAAGAAGGUCAAAGUAUCUGGAAAAGGUGGCAUAGAGUGUUUAUAUAAUUGUGUCUUUGGAUUUACUGCUGUCCCAUGUUAUCAGGUUUCUAUAUGUGGAAAGCAUGGAAUACAGAAAAGUUCUACUGUGCCAACCAAUGCAUCUGAAUAUAUAAAAUACACCCCUUCACAGAGUGUUUUACAAAUUCAAUGUCAAUCUCCACUCGAGGAAACCCUUUUGAGUUCCACAGGUUAGCCCCAAGCUAUUCCUGACUAUCUCCUUGCCAUCAUUAAGUGUUUCAUACUGUACUCCAUCUCUGUAAUCGCACACAGAAACCAGCUACUUGGAGACAACCAGCCUGAAAUGUGGGAUCUUGUCGUUUUCAACUCGGGAAUCACUCUGUUCUGUUCCACUAAACAUUUAAUUUCCUUUCCGGAAUCGCUUGAGUUUCAAGGAAAACCGUUAACGCUAAUGGGACCGAUUCAAUUUUACGUCCAGGUCGUUUAAGGUCGGUUAAGGACAUGCGCUCCACUAAUAAAACACACGUGGCCCUCUUGACUCUAUUUUACUUGACCACGUUCCCUGUGCGGUCGUGACUCACCUUCUGCACAGAAGGGCUGCGUAACCUGCAAGAAGAUAGCGUUUUCAAAAAUAUCCACGUAAAAAUUGAAAUAGGCCAAGCAAGAUACACCUUUCCGCUUGGCCACUGAACAUCCUUGUUUAGUUGCUACCUGGCAACUUCCUACUGUCUGAACUCUUAACCAGGUGCACAUUACACAGCCAACAUACUACACACCAGAGCUCCACGUAGGGCCCACUAGAAACACCAGGAGCUCUCCGACCACAAACCACUCUUAAGUGCAUUUUCAAUUAGCCACCUAGGCACAAUCUAGAAAGGGUGCCCCUGGCUCUUAAUUGGGUAAAAGAGAGGACUUAAAGUUCUUGUA
Molecule: messenger RNA, 4221 nt
Organism: Polyodon spathula (Mississippi paddlefish)
Lineage: Eukaryota; Metazoa; Chordata; Actinopteri; Acipenseriformes; Polyodontidae
Exons: 2
Coding region: 298-1377 (359 amino acids)
Cellular component (GO): membrane
Source: RefSeq, a predicted model, not a curated record